This is a messenger RNA of Mytilus californianus (California mussel), 3889 nucleotides long. Its product is annotated as coiled-coil domain-containing protein 146-like. The coding region runs from base 135 to 3008 and encodes 957 amino acids. Gene Ontology annotation, cellular component: cytoskeleton. The transcript is spliced from 20 exons. NCBI's taxonomy places the organism in Eukaryota, Metazoa, Mollusca, Bivalvia, Mytilida, Mytilidae. The record is from RefSeq and is a predicted model, not a curated record.
CAUAGAAACAAAUUUAUUUACAAGCAAAUUGGACACUAAAUUAUUUAUAGUAACUAUAAGCUUUAACAGGUAGCCGUGCAUUUGCACGCUAUUGGGAUUUGCAAAAAGGUAGUUUCUUCAAUCAAUCAAAAGAUAUGAGUAGUCCAGAGCCAACAGAGGAUUCCCAGGAUGAGACAGAAGAGGAACCACAGAAAUACACACAGCCAUUGUCUGCACUUCCUCCUAGAGUGGUACAACAGGAGGAAAGUCAGGUGGAGGUGUCAGCUAGUCCUGCAUUCCAGUGUCUUGAUGAGCUGUUUCAAGAUGGUAAAUUAACUGGAACAAGACUGGCACAUCUGAAGGCAAAGUACACAGAUUUACAUGAAACUCUGAAAAAAACAAGAGAUAAUGAAUCCAAUUUACUGAAGCAGGCCAAAGAAGUACAAGUAGAACUUGAAAGGCAGAGGAUAGAGCUGGAGAAGGCAGAUAAUUUACCAGAUAAAACCUCUAACUCAGAAGUGGUCAAUAUCAGACGAGAAAUCUUGAAAAGUGUAAAUGCUAAGGAUGAAAUAUUGGACAGAGAAUAUCAGUUAAAUUACAAAUUUGAAACCCUGACAGAAGAAAAGAAAAUUCUGGAGAAAGAAUUUGCAAGACUCCCAAAGCAAGGUGAAACGGAGAAAAAGAUUAAGGAACUUCAAGCAGCAUGUGAUGAAAUUAAGAAAGAAAUAAUGCAAAGACAAAUGGAAAACAAGUCCCUAAAGGAAGAUUUAGAGGGUAACAAUAGACAGAUUGUGUUAGAUAAAAAGGAAUAUGAAAAAUUAGUCGAUGAAAUGGAAAAAUUUAAGGGAGACCUGGUUCAAGUGAACUCAGUUCCUAACCAGUUAAUGAAAGAGAAAGACAAACUACAGAGACAGUUCAAUGAAAUAGACAAGAGACAGAAAACUUUAGACACUGAGCAUGAAACAUUGAAAGACUCUCUUAAAUUUUUUGCCAAAAAGAAGGAAGAUUUAACAGAUGAAAAAUUUGAAUUAGAAACAGAAGUUGAAAAGGGAAAAUCCCUUGUCGAUCAGAAGAAUACUGAGGUCAAUAUGAUUUUGAAAGAGAUAGAAGCUGCUAAAAAUGAACAGGCUACACUGGAAGGGGACAAGGGCACAAUUGAAAUGGGUUUAAGACAUAUAAUGUUGGAAAAAAAGAACCAACAUGAAGCUCAUGCUAGAAGAACCAGAGAAAAGGAUAGAGAUCUCAAAACAUUAAAGAAAGCAGAGUUACAAGUUAAAGUAGCAGAAGAAAACUUACUUCAUACCAGAUCUGUCAAUGAGAAGACAAAAUCACAGGUUGAAUCUUUACCAAAGGAUGAUGGGUCAAUAUCAAAGAAGAAGGCUGAUUUAGCAAAAGAAGUUGAAAUGGUCAAAGUUUCUCUUGCAAAACAUAACAAAGUAACAACAGAUAAACACAUAGCAUUAGAAACUAGUGCAGCACAGGAGCAGGCAUUGUUGUAUGAACAGAGUGAUCUGAGGAUUGAAGUUGUUGAACUUAAUCGUUUAGCAGCUAUCAAGGCUGAUGAAAGAGAACAGAAAGCAAGAGAUUUUAUGAGAGCAGAAAUAAGAUUCCACAAAGCAGAGGAAGAUCUUCAAACAAAAGAUUUACAAAUAGCUGAUCAUAGAAAGAAAGAAAAAGAAAUGGAAACCAAGUUGAAAGAAUUUGCAAAGUUAUAUGAUGUGAUAAAAAAUGAGAGAAAUAAAUGUGUAAAUUUAAUACAAACAAGUACACAGAAAGCUGCAGAAAUGAAAGAGAAAAUCAAAAUGUUACAGAAUGAGAUAGAAAUCUUACGUCACACAGUCAAUGAUAAGGAUAAGAUCCUACAAAACCAAAGGCUAAAGCACAUGACCAAUAUUGUCAAAAGAGAUAGCUUGUUAAAUGAGUUAUCUAAACAGAAGGCUGUAUACAUGGAAAUGAAGGCACAACAAGAUCAACAGAAAAUGGACAUGUCUAAACUAAAUAUGAUGAUCAAUCAGGGAGAGGAAGAGAGCACCAGACUCCGAGACAUGUAUUCUAAAGAACUUAAAAAGAGGAAUGAUAGAGGUUUAAAGUUGAUUCAGAUAGAGGAAGAGGUGGCAACAUUCUAUGAAAAAGUCAAUAUUGAAGAUCAGUUAAUUAGGAAUGGUAACGUUGAACUUCAAACAAGAGAAGAAGAGAUCAGAUUCUUAAAUAUGCAAAUGAGUGAAGAUAAAAGGUCAAUAGAAUUACUUAGGAAAAUGGUACCACAAAAACGGGCAUUAGAACAAGAAAGGGAAAUAUUACAAAUGCAGUUGGAGCAGUGUCAAGAAAGAAUGGUAGAAUUAUUUAAAGAAUUAGAAGAUCCAAAGAAUGUGGACAGAGUGCGAUACUUAGAAGGCAAAGACCCAACACCGACAGAACUCCAUGAGAAAAUUGAAGGGUUGGAAAUGAGAUUAGCAGAAAAGGAAGAACACUUAUUAGAAAAAGAUUUAAUAUUUGAACAAGUAACAAGAUUAGCUGAAAGAGUAAAGAAGAAAGCAGAAUCUGGCAAAGAAGAUACAUUAGAACUUGCCAAGAAGGUUAAUGAUUUACAAGCAAAAAUAAAAGAAACGACAAGAAAAAUGAUGGCAAUGGUGUCAGAACUGUCAAUGAAUCAAGCUAAUGCUUUAAAACUUCAACAAAAUUUAAAAGAAAAAGAAGCUGAGUUAGAACAAUGUUAUAUUAGAAUGGAGAAAGGAGAACCACCUAAUGACGAUUAUGAGAGAGCAUGGCUUCGGAUGUUACGGGAUGGAGAAAUACGACAGAGAGAUAAAGAAGAAAUCAGAUUGCAAGAAGAUGAAGAAGAACAAUAUAAAAUUGCUGGAGGUGUUACAACAACAGCAGAGCCUCGUCCUAAUGCCUAUAUACCUGAUGAUGAUAGUGAAUUGCCAAUACCUCGACCGUAUGGCAAACAUGCUCCAUUCAAACCUUCAGAGCCAGGCUCUACAAUGAGACAUGUUAGAAAACCUAUUCCAAAACCUAUUGAAAUUUAAUGCAUUUUAUAUUUGUUGAUAUUUAUUAAGUCUGUGAUACAUAUAUUUUUUUAUCUGUGAUGCAAUCCUGAACCUGAAUUAAUUAUCUCCAUUUGUUUAAUGUUAAGUUAUUGACAAUCAGUGGAGUAUAAAUCGUGCAUUUUUUAUGAAGAAAGUUGUUGCCUCUAAUAUGUAAAAAAUUGAAAGAAAAGUUGACCAAUAAAACUUUUCAUUGAAAUGCCUAUGAUUAUGAAUUUUUAAAUAAGAAAGUAAAAGUAUGAAAUCUUUAAAGAUUAAACAGUCUCACUUAUGUUUAUGCUCACCUAUUAAUAUUUUACAUAAGUUAUGUAAUUUCUGUUCACAGUAUACGUCCUAGCUAGAAUAAGGUGCAGAUUUAUAUUUUUUGUCAGUAACAAACAUUAUUUAAUUCCUUAUAUGAUAUACUAUAGUGCCUGAUACUUUAUGUCAUUCCUACACUUGUUAUGAUUUUUUUAUUUUUAAGAUAUGUGCCUCAACAUGGAACAUAUUUAAAAUCCAUUUAUAUGUCUAAAUGAUUUUAAAAUGUCAACUGAAAUCUUGAUUAGUUUCGCAGCCAUCUGCUUUAUGCGGCCUUAUAUUAACAGAAAAACUUAUCGAAAGAAAAUAGUUAAAUUGUUUUGUUCAGUCUGUGCUUCUAAUUCAACAAUUAAUAGCCAAUUGUGUAUUGAAAGACUUUUUGAUGGACUCUUUUUGUUAAAGUUACAAUAAGAAGUGACAACUAAGUUUUGAUAUCAGACUGACAAAUAAAUGGUCUUCUUUACUUUUCUUUUCUUUAUUUUAAUGAAAAUUCCGUUCAUACAUUACAAAUAAGGAAAUAUAUGUUUUUUAUAUAAUUACUUUUUUUAAUAAACUAUGAAAUAAUA